This is a messenger RNA of Neolamprologus brichardi, 967 nucleotides long. RefSeq names its product RNA binding motif protein 4.1 (gene rbm4.1). The record is from RefSeq and is a predicted model, not a curated record. Gene Ontology annotation, molecular function: mRNA binding; zinc ion binding. Lineage: Eukaryota; Metazoa; Chordata; Actinopteri; Cichliformes; Cichlidae. Gene Ontology annotation, cellular component: nucleus.
AUUGACACUAAUAUGUAUGUGGUAGUCCAGUUAACUUGAAAACUUUGCUCCGUGAACCGAGAUGGGACCUCCAAACUCCAGGCUACAGAUCCAGCUUUGAGUGGGCUGUGUGUCUCCGCAUGAACGCUUUCAAAGACCCAAAGAUGUGAUCCAGCGACUGUAUGAAAGAACCUUUUUCACUUUUGAUCAGCGUGAUUAGGUGCUAAUCUUCCAAAGCAAGUCGGAUUUCUUAAAUGUCACUGUUCAAGUACUGAUAAUAAUGUUUAGAAAAAAACUAUUUUUCACGUAGUCACGAAGUAUAUCCUCCAUCUUGCCUAUUCUCCUGCCUUGGUUUCCUUUGCUCUGCAUGUGGAGACGCCAUGGCUUAGCUUUCGGUGCUAGCUAGUCCCUCCCAAAAAGCGCUAGCGGGGUUAGCUGUAUGUAUUUGCCUGCCAACGCGCUAGCCGCCAUUUCAUUCUCCGAGGGAGGAGACGAGGAGUGCGACUUUUAACAGUGACGUGGACCCUGCACAAUGGUGAAAAUAUUCAUAGGGAACUUGUCCCCAGACACCACAUCAGAUGAACUUCGCUCUCUCUUCUCCCAGUAUGGAAAGAUUGCAGAAUGCUCAAUUGUCAAGAACUUUGGCUUUGUGCACAUGGAUGACAAAACAGAGGCAGAGGAAGCCAUCCGCAAUCUCCACCAGUAUGAGCUGAAUGGCCAGCCUAUGAACGUGGAAUUAAGUCGUGGCAAGUCAAGGGGAUCCACCAAACUGCACGUUGGCAACAUUGCCUGUACCAACCAGGAGCUGAGGGCCAAGUUUGAAGAGUUUGGCGCUGUGUUGGAGUGUGACAUAGUAAAAAACUAUGCUUUUGUUCACAUGGAGAGAAUGGAGGAUGCCAUGGAAGCCAUUAAUCAGUUAGACAACACAGCUUUUAAAGGUGAACUCUUGGGCUGGGCUUGAUGAUUUAAUUAAAGUCAGAUUAAAGAU